Molecule: messenger RNA, 2356 nt
Organism: Drosophila bipectinata
Lineage: Eukaryota; Metazoa; Arthropoda; Insecta; Diptera; Drosophilidae
Source: RefSeq, a predicted model, not a curated record
UUAUAAAUUUUAAAACACAACCAUCUAUCAAUUUCACAAUCAAAAAUCACAAUCAAUUAAAUAAUGGAAAUGAUUGUGUCAGAAUGGAAACGAUUGAAUUUCUUUGAUGAGAUGGAAUUAUCGUCCAUAAAAUUUCCCACUGAUUCUGACAUUGCCUGCUAUUGUUGCAAUGUAAUAAAACAAAACGAGGAGAGUAAAGUUACAGCUGUGUUUUGUGAUAAAAAUGGUUCAACAUUUGUUUCCUCUAAAUUGGAUUUUAUUGAAUUCAAAGGAAAACAAAGUCAAAACGCCGCCAGCUUUUGUGCUCUUACUUCAUCCAACUUGCUGGCAAUAGUCACUGAGGAUACUUAUUCGGGAAUAUACAUUGAUCUAUACGAUUUACGAAAACUGACUAAAAGUCAUGGAGCACCUUUAUUUGCAUCUGCUUACGUCGAUGUCACAAGUAAAGCCAGUUGCAUUAACUUAGAAACUAUCGACGAUGAUUUCCUUGCUUUAGGACUCGGCUUGGAAAAUGGCGAUAUCUUACUACAUUACGGAAAAAUUAUCCCAUCUAUGUCUUUAAAUAUUCAAAAGUAUUCAAUCAGUAAGAACCCUAUAAAUGGAGUGUACUUUGACUUCAGCACGCAUGGUUCGAAUACCCAAAGUUGUAACAUGUAUGCAUCAUGCUCUAAAGGAGUAAUAAGCUUUCUUUUAAAGGAUAACUCGGAAAUAGUAACUAAUUUUCGAAAUGAGAAUGAUGAAGGCCAUUAUAACGAUUUCUGCACAAUCCGAAAAACUGAAGAUGGGAAAAACGAGGAAUCGAUGUUUGUAGUGGGCCGCGAUGAUGCUGUAUAUUGCUACACCCGCGAUGGCAGGGGUCCUUGUUUUGCAAUUGAGGGAAGAAAGAAAUUUAUUUCCUGGGUAGGCCAGUAUCUUUUCGUCUCCAUUAAUUCGACACAGUUUCCAAAUCGAAAUCAAAUUACUAUUUUAAUAGUUGUGGAUACCUAUAAUAAAAUUGUUGUUUUUUUCAAGCAAGUCGAAAAUUUUGUAUGUGCCAUAAGUGGAAUUGAAUUUUUCUACCUAACUAAAUCUGAAAACAAAAAUGGACUGAUUUUAAACAAGUUAAAACAGUAUGAAACAAGUAAGAAAAUUCGUCUACUUAUUGAAAAAAACAUGUAUGAAAUUGCGUUGAGAUCAUUAAACUACGAUGAUUACGCCCACUCAUUUGAUACUGCUUAUAUACGCUUUCUUUAUGGAAAUUAUUUGUUGUUAAAAGGAGACGUCGAAAGCGCAGUAAUCGAAUAUAUUAAAACCAUUGGAAUUAUUAAACCAUUUUCUGUGAUUUCGAAACUUCUUUAUAUGAGGUACAAUGAGAAUCUUAAAUACUAUUUAACUGCAGUGGAAAAGGUGGAACCUUCCAACAACAUACGAAAUCUAAUUGAAUUUUGUAUUAAUCGUAGACAUUUGAGCAAUGAAAUCGAUAAAAUGAAGCUUUUAUUCGAGUCUGUGCACUGUAAACCCUGUCAAGGAUUUGAAAAAAUUUCCGAUUUAUCAAAAAUGUAUUUUAAUCCAUCAAAUCAAAAUAAUAUUAAGUAUGAAAGUGAAGACUUCAAAAAUCCUUAUUUUAAAUGUCAUGUAGAUAUACUUAAAGGCAGUCCCAACUCAUCCGAAAACAGGAAAUCUGCAGUAGUUUCAAACAGUAUUAAAAAAAGAAGUUGCGAAUUGACAACAAACUUAAAUAAAUCAUUUCUAAUGACAUUUAAAAAUUCUUGUACAAACGGAUCAAAUUUAGUACUAAAGAUUAAACCUAUUGUUACAGAAAAGGUCGUGCGUGCUGAAGUCGACUCAACAAAUGAAAAAGAUGUAAUAAAAUUCUUUAAUACAAAUAUUAAAUGCAAAAGGUACAACCUUUUGUUCUUUACGCUCAAUCCAAUUGAAUUUCGAAAUGAUACAUGUGAUAUCUGUGGUGAAUCCUUAGGUUCUCAGACUGUAUAUUUUCUUUGCCAACAUUCCUUUCAUAAAGGAUGUUUAAGUCACAGAACUUCCAAAUAUAAAGAUUCGAUUUGUGUUACAUGCACAGAAAAAAAAUACUCCCUUCCCGAUGAAAAAAAUUCGGAAAAAUAUGUUUCCGAUCCAUAUGAUAUUGUUCUUAUAAUUUCAAAAUUAUUUUCUGUGGGAAUUAAAAAGGGAGAAUCCGGAAUGGAAAAAAUGAUAUAAUUGAGUGGCGUUAUGAAAGGAUCCGCUUUUAUGCAUUUAAAUAUAUUAAACAGGUUAAAGGAAAUGAUGCCUCUUGAGGCUAACAAUUCUUGUUAAUUUAACUUAUAAUGCGUAUUUAAUAAAUUGUUUUCUUAAAUCGGAGAAUUUGAACUAAGGGGAA